AUGGAGAGCCGGGAAAGGUCUCUCGCAACAGCCAACGCUUACAUCACAAACGCCUCCGCGAUGGGUGUAAUCACAGUGCGACGUCCCCGAACGAACACUGUCUAUCCUGUCGUGCAGGCAGGUCAGCCACAGAUCUCCCCGUCCUCGAACGACGGCACAGCAUCGAGCGACUCGCCAGAGAUAUCGUCGAAAUCAAUCCCAUCAUCCAUUACCGGGACCAUCACAGACACCUCCACCACCUUCACAUCAUCGACGCCGUCCUCUACCAGCACACUCAAACCGAUCGGACAUACACCGCAUGGCGUGUCGAAUACCACACUGGCGAUCUCCUUGACUGUGUCCCUCGGAGUGGCUCUCAUUAUUGGUGUCCUCGCCUUCCUCCUCAUCCGGCGACGUCGGCAACGCCACCGUCCUGCUGCACCUACCGGGACUCACAUCCCUGCGAUUCGUGAGAAAUCCGGCCUUCUUCAACGCCGUAGCACCACGAGCUCGUCCCGUAGCAGAUCCUCGGCCAACAACAUCAGCCGUCUGGUCAUUAGCCCACCGCGGAAUCUCCAGUACUUCCAGGGAUGCGGGACCUCGCCUCUGCACGCUCAAUUGCGUGCUCAGUGUGAUACUCCAACAUAUCCUUCGCCAACCCGUACAGAGCGUAAUCAUCCAUCAGAGCGUGCUCUGCCGUUUGGGCGCCAGGAGCCCGGGGAGCGCUUCCACCAGACACCACUCCUGCCUGAUGCUCCACCGCCACCGUACAUUCAAGAGCCAGCACCAGAACUGCCGGAGCUGCCACCAAAUCUAGCACGCAUGAGCUACCCGACCAUCACGGUAGCCGGAGCAGAGCCCGUGCCUCGGCCGGUGGGUGGCUUGCGUGCCUCUGCAACCUCGAUGUUCUCAUUCCUUCACAAAAAUCCCAUCAGCCCGGUUCCGCCAGCAAUUCCUCAAUUGCCCGCGAAUCUUGGCCGAUGGUCCUACCAGCAGCAGCUUGAGGCAGAACGGCAAGCACAACCUCAAAUGCAGCAACUGCCACGAGGAGAAUACCUGCGAACGCCAGAGCCCGGAUGCUCAGAAUACGGGCCAUCACCGGAUCUUCGUCUUUCGACCCUCGCCGAGUUCCCUCGGCCACCCAAAAUUGGUACGGAGCGAUGCUCAGCAACACCGCCUCCCCUCACAAUUCAUAAACACAAGCCCAAAUCCAAGUCCUUCGCCAGACCCUUUACUCCACCUCUCCACAACCUCAUCUCCCGAGCUGCGAACGUCAUCCAUGCGACGAAAUCGAAGCCUAUCGCACCGGCGACGGCACCCAUCCCGUCAUCCUCGCCAGCACUAUCCUACCCGACAAGGCCGACAUUGUCCCUCACUCAAUCGAAAAACCUCGUCGCCAGCCCUCCGAGCCCGACCUGGCAUCCCGCCAGCUCUCCGUACUGUCCAUCCCCAGGACCAAGCUUCCUCGAGAGUCCAAUCGAUCCCGAAGGCUGGGUCGGCGGCGGUCUAGGCAAGACGUUAGGCUACGGUGCUGCAGCUGGCAAUGGCCCAAAUCCAUACCGCAAUACGCGCGGCCUGGAACCAUCGCCACGAGUCGGCGUCGCUAGAGGAAGUGGAGUACGAGGUUUCACUCCCAGUGGGUAUGGAGGGUAUGGAGCUGCGUUGGGCGUCAAUGGUGCCAUUGGCUUGGCGCAUUCGAAGAGCGUGAGGAGUUUUACGAGUACGUUAUAUUCGGACACGGCAAGUUUGCAUGAGGUGCAGGGCAUUGAAGCUGUCACAAGGUCCGGAGAGGGAAGGGGACGAGUGGUGGGGUUGGGUGUCAGUGGGACAGAUGUGGACUGA
This is a messenger RNA of Zymoseptoria tritici IPO323, 1821 nucleotides long. RefSeq lists its product as uncharacterized. Lineage: Eukaryota; Fungi; Ascomycota; Dothideomycetes; Mycosphaerellales; Mycosphaerellaceae. The record is from RefSeq and is a predicted model, not a curated record. The coding region runs from base 1 to 1821 and encodes 606 amino acids. The transcript has 2 exons.